CGCUGUCGCACAGUUUCCAUAGCGCUGCACCGUCCUGCUGAGUGAGUUGAUUCUUCUACUUCACGUCCUUCGGCUUUCACAAAUCCAAGGACACCGGAGGACCGGUGUGCCCGUUUUACCCAACAUACGGGAGCUUUAAAGUUAUUUGUCGAUGUUGUCGUGUUUUUAUUUUCAUGUGACUUUUACUCAUAAGAAACACCUGCUUGGCUGACAAAGUUAUGAUGGGACAUUAGGCGGUGAAAAUCGAAUGAACUGAAGAAAAUGUAAUGUUAUGGUCGCUGUCGCAAGUAGAAAGAUGAACUGCUUCAGUCAGAGGUUCAGACAGACAGCUCCCAUGCUUGGCAGCAGCAAAAAUGAACUUGUCCCCUCCAAGCCUCCCAGAAGGAACGGAUGGUCGUGGCCCCCUCAAGCCUUCCAGGUGGUUGGGUGGUUGGUGUACAGCUAUCUCACCAUAGUCAGCUUUGGUAUCUAUAUCCCGCUUCUGCCUCUGCCGUGGAAACAUGUGGCCUAUACUCUGAUGGGCGUAGCGUUUAUUGUGCACUUAUUCGCACACAUCGCAGUUCUCACUGUAGAUCCAGCAGAUGACAGCGUGAGGGCCAAGCAGAGCUAUUCCACGCCGAUGCCUCUCUUUGACCGAACAAAGCAACCGCAUGUUAUCCACGACCUGCACUGUUAUCUUUGUGAUGUGAAUGUUGGCCCCAAAGUAAAACACUGUGGUGUUUGCAACAAGUGUGUGGAAGACUUUGAUCACCAUUGCAAAUGGCUGAACACCUGUGUGGGUGGAAGGAACUACCGGUACUUCUUCUUGGCACUGUGCUCAGCUACAAUAGGCGUCUUUCUGCUUAUUGUGGUUGUGUUGUUCGUAUUUAUUCAGCAUUAUCUCAAUCCGUACAGCUUACGGACUGCACCGCAGUUUGCCGAUGUGUCGGGGAAUAGUACCUGGCUGAUGUUUUUGCCGUUAGCUCCCAUAAAGACGAGUUCAGCUGGUCUCCUAAUACUAUCCUUCGUAACAGUCAUGCUGAGCACCACCUGCUUACUGCUGCUAAGCCAUCUGCUGGGCUUUCACCUUUACCUCUAUCAUAAAGCCAUAAGCACGUAUGAUUAUGUUAAGCUGCAGCGGCAAAAAGAAGCAAAGAAACGAGACGUCGAAGCAGGAAAUGGUACUCGUAAUGCAAAAACUCAUAAGGCUCCACAGAACCAAGAGGCCUCAGUUGACUGUGAGCCAUCAUUGUCACAACGUUCAAGUUCUUGCAAAUUUCAUGAUAAAAAUCCGUUCACCAGCCGGCUUUCGGAGUCCAUAUGCACAGAGCUGGAAAACUUUAAGAAAUCAGAGAACAAAUUCCGUUAUGGUACAGAAAAUCCCAGUGAAAAUAUAGCAAGGGGAAUAGCUUUGAGGGACAUCAAAAACUGGAAGCCUGACAAUGAUGAAGAGUCUCAGAGUGCCACUGUGAAGUCUGUUUGCAGUGUUCCUGGAGUGCAGGACCCUCUAGGCAGCUCAAUCAUGACUCCCGAUGAUAUUUAAACAAACAGAUGUCUGCGUGGUGGUGGAUCAGAAGAUGCUGCUCUCAGAAAAUAUUUAUUUUGACAUUAUCAAAACAGAACAGAAAGGUUGGCUAUUUACAAGAACAGAGUACUGUGUGGACCUUUGCACUUUUAUAUGACUGUUUUUGUUUUUUUUGUUUUUUUGUAUACCAACUGCAUAACCUGACCUGUCAUUGGGUUUCAUUCAUUUUUUUAAUAAUUUUGUUUGUUUGUUUUUUAAUGACAACAGUUGAAUUAUUUAAAGCAAUGUUUUAUCUCACUGACUUAGUUAGCGAGGCAGGUCAGUCUCUGUUCCAUUUCAGUUAGACAGAUGUAUUUUUGCAUCUUUUUGAAAACUAAAUAUAUCACGGUGUAGUUUCCUGUUCAUUUCACUGAUGGUAACAUUUGAGAAUCUUUCCGUUUUUAUCUGAUCACCAAAGAGAGAACCUUAUAUGGGAAAAAUGUUUUGUCUAACUGUGAAGAGUGGAGCAGAUAGUGGCCUGAAAUAACACUUCAGCUCUCUGUUCCCUUUCUAUGAACAACCGAUUUUAAAGUUGACGAUGUUAAGCACACCCUUUUUUGCUAAAUAUGACAGUAAAGAAUAUAAAAACCAUGUUUGCUCUGUUAUUUUAUUUCUUAACUUCCAGUGUCUACAUCAUUUU
Messenger RNA from Maylandia zebra (zebra mbuna), 2183 nucleotides. The record is from RefSeq and is a predicted model, not a curated record. NCBI's taxonomy places the organism in Eukaryota, Metazoa, Chordata, Actinopteri, Cichliformes, Cichlidae.